AUGGGAAUUCAUGGAUUAUCGAAAGUCAUUGGGGAUUAUUCGCCAUCUGCUGUAAAAGAAAAUGAAAUUAAAAACUUUUUUGGACGAAAAGUGGCAAUUGAUGCUUCUAUGAGCAUCUAUCAGUUCUUGAUUGCUGUCAGACAAGAUGGCAGCACACUCACAAAUGCUGAUGGAGAAACAACAAGCCACUUAAUGGGAAUGUUCUACAGAACCAUCAGAAUGAUAGAGAAUGGUAUCAAGCCUGUUUAUGUGUUUGAUGGCAAGCCACCAGAGAUGAAAUCUGGAGAGUUAGCUAAGCGCAAGGAGAGGAGAGAUGAUGCAGAGAAAUCAUUGAAGGCAGCAGAAGCAGAGGGAGAUGCUGAAAAUGUUGAGAAGUUUCAGAAGAGAUUAGUGAAAGUUACAAAGCAACAUAAUGACGAAUGCAAGCAGCUGUUAGGUCUAAUGGGAGUGCCUUUCAUUGACGCCCCAUGUGAAGCUGAAGCUCAGUGCGCAUCUCUAGUCAAAUCAGGAAAAGUUUAUGCGGUGGGCACCGAGGACAUGGAUGCCCUGACCUUCGGCGCUUCUGUCGUUCUCAGACAUCUUACGUUCAGUGAAGCUAGGAAGAUGCCAAUAAAAGAAUUUCAUUUGGAGAGGAUUUUGAUGGACAUGCAGUUCACCAUAGAUGAGUUCAUAGACCUGUGCAUACUGCUCGGCUGUGAUUAUUGUGACUCCAUUAAGGGCAUUGGCCCAAAGAGGGCAGUUGAGCUGAUGAAGCAAUAUCGAUCCAUCGAGAACAUCAUCAAGAAUAUCGACAAGAAGAAAUACCCCCUCCCCGAUGUUUGGCCCUUCCAAGAAGCCCGCAGACUCUUCAAAGAGCCGGAAGUUGCUGAUGCUGAUACCGUGGAGCUGAAGUGGACAGAGCCCAAUGAAGAAGAAUUGGUUAAAUUCAUGGUUGGAGAAAAAGGUUUCAGCGAAGAAAGAAUUCGUAAUGGAGUGAAGAAACUUGAAAAAUCUCGGACCACAUCAACUCAAGGUCGUCUCGAUAAUUUUUUCAAGGUUACCCCGCUCACCAGCAGUGCUAAGAAGAGGAAGGAGACCGAUUCGAAAGGACCAGACAAGAAGAAGAGCAAGCCAAGUGGAGCAGGUCGCGGCAGGAAACCGAAGUAG
Molecule: messenger RNA, 1146 nt
Organism: Helobdella robusta
Lineage: Eukaryota; Metazoa; Annelida; Clitellata; Rhynchobdellida; Glossiphoniidae
Exons: 11
Coding region: 1-1146 (381 amino acids)
Cellular component (GO): nucleus
Molecular function (GO): RNA-DNA hybrid ribonuclease activity; 5'-3' exonuclease activity; 5'-flap endonuclease activity
Source: RefSeq, a predicted model, not a curated record